CUGUACUUGAGAAGACUGAGGAAGAAGAAGCAAAGGGCGGCCUUCACCGAUACAGCACAUCCAGGCAAGUUAAUUUAGCUAUAACGAGAAAUCACUUUCCCUCCUUUCAGAUAACCGACGCGAGGUUUGUCUGGAAUAAAGAUAUAUUCAUGUGCUGGCUGAGGAGUGGAUAUUAAAACAGGCAAACAUGUCCAGAGCAUGUCAGGACAGAAGAAGUCGCUGGCAGGAGAUUCAGAAAGGCCUGCAGUUCAUCCAAUCAACCCUUCCGUUUCCUGGAAGUCAAGAUAAGUAUGAGGUGUUCAUUAAGGAUCUCGUGUGGAAUCUUUUUGGAGAAGGAAAUGACGUGUUUAAAGAAGGGGACUGGACAAAAUCCAUUGAGAUGUACACCGAAGCCUUGAGUAUAGCAGAGUAUGCUGACUCGGAAGAAAUCUGUAUUCCAACAGGUUUACUGGAAAAGCUGUAUGCUAAUCGGGCCGCUGCGUAUUUAAACAUUGUUCCGGGACUGUAUGACCAAGCAUUAGAAGACUGUGAAAAGGCUCUCCAGUUGAAUGAAGGGAACUACAGAGCACUGUACAGGAAAGCAAAAUCUUUAAAGGAGUUGGGGAGACAUCAAGAGGCCUACGAGGCUGUUGCCAAAUGUUCUCUAGCAGUGCCUCAGGAUUCCAGUGUCACACAGCUGACUCAGGACCUUGCCAAAAUUUUGGGAUUGAAAAUCCGUAAAGCCUAUGUAAGGAGUAAGCCUGCCUUGAAUGUUUUGCGAGGAUCAAGUUAUCAAGAUGCUCCAUGUGACAAAUUUUCCCAUGGCUCUUCAGUUGAAGAUAUAGAAAUUGAAGCGCCUCAGCUGUCUCAGGAUAGCAGUGUUGCGGCUCCAGUUGCAGCUCCAGUGGCAGCGCACCCGUCUCUAAAUGAAGCAGUGAAUGAUGAACUUCCUCUCAACAACAGCAUCUCAUCUGUGACCCCGUCUGAGCCACCGGGCUUCGAGUCCGUCUCCCUCCCUGUUUCUGUACCCUCGUCAGUCCCUCUUCCGGUACCCACAUUUGUUAAUGGGUGUAGAACCGGUAAGCCUUGCCCGAUGCUUGACACCAGUCAAGAUUUCGACGCAGACAUCAUUGGGGACGACCUAGAUGAUCUACUGGACCAAGCUGGCCCCGAAUCAGCCAUGGUUAUACCCACAGUGAGGGGUCCUCUUCCUUUGCCAACCAGUAUUGCCUCAGGCAGUCCCAUGUCGAAUCCAUUCCUGAUGCCAUCUCACAUCAACCCAUUUCUCCACAGUAGUUCCCAGCAGUGCACCGUAACGCUGCCCCCGCUGUAUCACAAGUCAGGGUCCAGUGCAUAUUUUGGGAUGGACACUUUUGACCCCCUCCCACCACCGCUCGACUCCCUGGAUAGUCUCACCAUAACAGACUUUAAAACAGAUUAUGUUCCGAGUUCAUUCAUUUCACAGCUGAACAGUAAUGAAACCCCAAUGGGAAUGGCUGUGGGUAUGCCUGAAGUGAAGGGCUUUCCUCCUGCCGUGGAUUUAGCAAAGAAUCCCUUAGCUGAAACACAUGAAUUCAAACAAGCGUGCUCAAUCUGCUACGUCAAAACUGGACCCGGUGUGUUGGAUUACACACUUCAUACAGAAGAGCAUAAAUGCAAAAAAGAUGCUUUACUUGGCAGAAUCAAACACUUGCCAGACAAAACGUGGAAGCUCAUUCGGCCCAGACCAACAAAAACCCAAUACGUUGGACCUUAUUACAUUUGCAAAGAGGUGGCUGUUGGGAAAGAGUGCCUGUACCCCGGUCACUGCACAUUUGCAUACUGCCAGGAAGAGAUUGAUGUCUGGACUCUGGAGCGAAAAGGGUUUAUCUCCAGAGAACUACUCUUCGAUCCUUAUGGGCCCAACUCCAACGUCAGGUUGACUGUGCCUAAGAUCUUACAGGAGCAUCAUGGGAUAUUCAUGUUUCUUUGUGGAGUGUGCUUUGACCACAAACCCAGAAUAAUCAGCAAAACCAACAAAGAUGAUCCCUCACUUUGCUCUCAUCCAGUGACAAAGCACGACUUUGAGGAUCAUAAGUGCCUGGUCCACAUUUUGAAGGAGAAUACAGUACGUUAUUCCAAAAUCAGACCCUUGAGUCCUCAGUGCCAGCUGGAUCUGUGUCGCCAUGAAGUCCGCUACGGCUGUGUGAGAGAGGACGACUGCUUCUACGCCCACAGCCUCAUCGAGCUGAAGGUCUGGAUGAUGCAACACGAGCUCGGUAUCACGCACGAAAGCAUCGUCCAAGAGGCAAAGAAGUUUUGGAGUGCACAUGCUUCAUUGCAGGGAGCCCAGCAGCUUUCCACUGCACAGAGGAGGUUUGGGCCUCCAAAUCUGAAGAUGAUGUUUGUUUGUGGCCAGUGCUGGAGGAAUGGCCAGCUAACCGAAGCAGACAAAAACAAGAAGUAUUGCACAGCCAAGGCGAGACACACGUGGGCAAAAGACAGGCGGGUGGUGCUUGUAAGUUCCCACGAAAGGAAAAAGUGGACAACAGUUAGACCACUUCCAACCAAAAAACCCAUCCCAUCUCAAUUUGAGAUCUGCAUGCAUGUGACAGCUGGCAAGAAGUGUCAGUACAUUGGGAAUUGCACGUUUGCUCACAGCAUAGAAGAAAGGGACCUUUGGACCUACAUGAAGGAAAACAACAUUCCAGAUAUGGAUCAGCUUUAUGAGCAAUGGCUGCAGUCUCAGAGGCCUGGCUGGGGUGAAGAGACCUCCAAUAACUCUGUUAGGGAGAAUGGCAAACAGAUCCACAUGCCAACAGACUAUGCUGAAGAAGUGGCUGGCAAUCACUGUUGGCUGUGUGGUAAAAACUGCAACAGUGAGAAGCAGUGGCAGCAGCAUAUCACCUCAGAAAAGCACAAAGACAGAGUUUUCAACUCUGAGGAUGAUCAGAACUGCUGGCAGUAUCGAUUUCCCACAGGAACUUUCAAAGUUUGUGAGAGGUACCUCAAAGGCACAUGCACAGAGGAUGAGUUGUGUAAGCUGGCACACGGGGAGCAGGAACUAAAAGAGUGGAUGGAGCGCAGGGAAUUCCUUUUGAUGAAACUUGCUAAAGCCAGAAAAGACCAUCUUAUAGCACCAAAUGACAAUGACUUUGGAAAAUACAGUUUUCUGCUUAAAGACAUUAUAUAAUGAUGUGAUGACAAUACUCAUGCUCACUUGCAAGUAACGCAGUAUUCAAACAGUCUUGAAUCAAAUGAUCCUUAAUGGGCCUCAGAGGUGCACAGGAAAUGGCUGAUCAGCAUGAUUUUAAAGAGGGCGUUCAGGACCGGCUCUCUGAUUGGUGGUAGGUUUACUCUGAUCUGAACUACAGUGUGUUGUCGUUAACAGCAAAUACUGAGUGAGACACUUGAAGCUUUGCCAUGCACCAUUCAGUAUCUGAAAAUGGUGAUUAGGGGGGAAAAAAGCAUCUGUAAACCUUGAUCAGACACGUUCAGAUACUUUGACCUAAAGUAACUUCUUUUCAUGAGCAGUUUGUAUUUGUCAGUCUUUACCAGUUAAUGUUUAAAGUAUGGAAUACCUAAAUUGAGAGUACAGUUGACAUUCUCACUUUCCAUUUCUCUAAUAGUGUUACCAGUGUAAAGGGCACCACACCAAAUAAAGCCUCUUUUUUAAUCUGUGUUUAAA
Molecule: messenger RNA, 3646 nt
Organism: Micropterus salmoides (largemouth bass)
Lineage: Eukaryota; Metazoa; Chordata; Actinopteri; Centrarchiformes; Centrarchidae
Gene: zc3h7a
Product: zinc finger CCCH-type containing 7A
Exons: 23
Coding region: 188-3151 (987 amino acids)
Biological process (GO): miRNA processing
Molecular function (GO): protein binding; metal ion binding; miRNA binding
Source: RefSeq, a predicted model, not a curated record